Molecule: messenger RNA, 1468 nt
Organism: Dermatophagoides pteronyssinus (European house dust mite)
Lineage: Eukaryota; Metazoa; Arthropoda; Arachnida; Sarcoptiformes; Pyroglyphidae
Molecular function (GO): protein binding
Source: RefSeq, a predicted model, not a curated record
UAGCUUUUUUUGUUGAAAAAUUAUCAUCAUGGCUUUAAGACUGAUAAAACCGGAAGAUUUUAAUGAUUAUUCUGGCCGUAAAAAUAUCAAUGAUAUUCUUGUCGAAGAUAUGUUAAUGGAAAUAUUUCAUUAUUUUUCAUUACGUGAUAUAUUUCCAAUGCGUAGAGUUUGUCGAUAUUGGUAUGAAUUAAUCAACAAGAAUUUAUUAAAAAAUCGUAAAGAAUUAAUCAUAUGUUUAGUUUCAUAUUCAACAAAUAAAUAUUUUAAACGUGAAGAUAUACAUGAAUGUUAUUAUGUUAAAAAUUUUAUCAAAUUAAUACCAUUAGCACCGUAUCAUGAAAAUCUACAAAUAUUAAAAGUAUUCAAUUUUAUGAUUGGUGAUUGGUUUCAAACAAAUUUUCUUAUUCACAUCAAACAAUUACGUUCGCUUACAAUAGCCGAAUGUACAUUGUCAACAACAUCAUUUUUUCGUUCAUUAAAAUAUCUUACAAAAUUAGAAUUAAUCAAUAUGGGUAUUGAUGAUGAAAUUGUUCGACAAAUUACAUUCUAUCUACCACAAUUAGUAUAUCUAAAUCUAUCGAAAAAUUCAUUGAUAAGUGGAAAAUAUAUGGAUCGUUUACCGGUGACAAUGAAAGUUUUAAUACUUACAUUUUGUUCCUUAGAUAUUCAUAAUCUUUAUGAAUGUAUUGAAAGUUUAUCGAAAAAAGGCUGUCAACUUGAAGUAUUGAAUUUGAAAUACAAUUAUAUUGGUGAAGAUUAUGAUAAUACUUUUUCGAAAUAUCUUAAACAUUUAAAAGAGAUAAAAUUCUCAACCAAACAUAUUGUAAAAGAUUCAACAAAUGAAACAUUUGAAAAUUUAGAAAAACUUGUCAUUUUCGAAAUGUUUGGUCGUGGAAAUGAACCGCUUGUUUCAGAUUCAUUUUUUCAAUCAUUUUUCUGUGUUCCAUUUAUACGAUUAAAAAAAUUACAUCUAACAUCAUUAACAUCAAAAAUAAGUGAUGAAAUUUUUGCCCAUUGUUUAACAAUGUGUGAAAAUAUUGAAAGUUUAAAACUAAUAUCUAUUUGUACAUUAACAAAUCAAUCAUUAAGAUUAAUAAGUAAUUUAAAAUUGUUAAAAUUUUUAAAAUUAGAUAAAAUUCAAAUCGAUACGGAUACUGCAAUGAAAAUUAUUCAACAAUGUUCAAAUCUUCAUACAAUUAUCAUUGAUUUUAAUGAUACCAACAAUGGUGGUCCUUCAAAUUCAGCAUUCGGUCUUAAUGAACGAUUUAUAUUUGAUUGUAUUAAAUUUUUUCAACAACAUUCUGAACGUAAACUAAAUAUUCAUAUAUUUCGUUCAUUAAUGCCAAUCAAUCAUAAACAAUUAACUUGUAUACCGAAUAAUUUAAAUAUACAGAUAUUAAAAUCAAAAUAUAUACUACAUGGUCCACCAAUGUAUGAUGAUCAUAUUGAUUUAGGUGUUCAUUAUUGA